This is a messenger RNA of Lachnellula hyalina, 2823 nucleotides long. RefSeq names its product Zinc finger protein (gene Znf691). Bases 1 to 2823 code for a protein of 940 amino acids. The transcript is spliced from 3 exons. The record is from RefSeq and is a predicted model, not a curated record. NCBI's taxonomy places the organism in Eukaryota, Fungi, Ascomycota, Leotiomycetes, Helotiales, Lachnaceae. Gene Ontology annotation, biological process: regulation of transcription by RNA polymerase II; DNA-templated transcription. Gene Ontology annotation, molecular function: DNA-binding transcription factor activity, RNA polymerase II-specific; RNA polymerase II cis-regulatory region sequence-specific DNA binding; zinc ion binding. Gene Ontology annotation, cellular component: chromatin.
AUGGACCAGUUUAAUCUUGGCAAUACCUCUGGACCACAAGUGGACUCUACAACCAUCUUAGGCUCAAAAGCGUCACGACAGGUACCUGCGACACAGGGUGACCUCUUCGUCUGCGAUCAGUGCCCAAAGGUCUUCAAUCGUCGUGAAAACUUGAGCCGGCACCAAAAGACACACGAUGCCUCACCAGCACACCGUUGUGCGCAAUGCAGCAAAACUUUUACGCGAAGUGACCUCCUCCGGCGUCACGAGGCGGGCCACGACAGAUGGGAUAAGAAGAAAGACCCGCGUAAAAGCGAAAAUGAUUCUGCUAAACGCAGGAAAUUUGCAUCGGAUGAGUUAGUUGAAAGCUCAACGUCUUCUCCAAGCGCUUCCGGGUCGACGCCCAAUGCUAUGAAACCCCAGAGGAAUUAUUCUCCCACUCCUCGAUAUCAGCAUGUUGACACGGGUCAUUCAAAUCCGACCGUCAGCCAUGCCAACUCUCAUUAUUAUGAAAACACUGGCCCAUCUGUCGAGUUAAAUCCCACUCCUGACCAUCAAACUUUUGACCACGCUCAGCAGUUGGAAUAUCGCUCACCAGGGCCCUGGUGGCAUCCACAUACAGGUCCGGAAGCUUAUAAUGUACAGCAAAACCAUUCAAAGGACCCAAGUGAAGCGGCCUUUGAGAAUUUCAAUAUGAAUGACAAUUCUGCAAUGAACUUUGACUUCUCUUCAUUCAUGGUACCCGCAGUUGGGCCUGGAGCCAGCGAUUGGUUCUCUUAUGAUUUCUACUCCGCAAUGAGAGAGACCGGAAAUGACUGGGGCUAUAUGCAAAAAGCUCUUCUAGAUCCCGACUUACUUACACAGGUCAAAGACUACCAGCCGAAUCACCUUUAUACCAACCAAGAAAUCAGCCCAGCACAAGUUUCAGGCCAGCGAGGCUCUGACAUAGAGCAAGAAGCUCCCCAGCAUGACUCUAGUGAUGAAGAUUUAGCAGAAAAUCGAGUUAUAACCCGGAUAUCAUCUCCCCCGAAUGAGGCAUCUGAUGAUGAUAAAUGGCCGUUCCUCUGGAAUCCCAACUCUCGACGAAUCUUGAUGGCAAGCCCUAUUAUCAUACCUGAUAAUCAUCCAUUAUUCAAGUUCCACAGCUCCAGAUUCGAUAUCACUGAACAAACUCUACUCAAAGUACAAGCCUUUCUCACGGCUCCCUCCGGGUUGGGUAUUCACCAAUCUCAGAAGAGCGUAUUCACGCUACCGUCGUUGCCCCUCAUCAAUGUCUUCAUCCGGUUAUUCUUUGAACAUUUCUCCCCUCAAAUGCCCGUGCUCCAUCACCCCACCGUUGAUACGAAUGUUGAUCUACCACCACCACUAAUAGCUAUGAUCGUAGUUAUCGGGGCGAUCUACAGUAACCUGAAGCAUUCCAGACGUUUCUCAAUCGUGCUGCUAGACAUCGUCAGGUGGAACCUUCAUAUUGCCGUUGAAUGCGACAAUAGUCUCAUGAGAGACAACAUGAUUAUAUAUGCAGAAGCACUUAUAUGCCACACUGGGCUCUGGUGUGGAAACAAACGGUGCUUCGAGCUUGCGGAAGUUGUUCGCGGUGCGCUUAUUACCUACAUCCGCCGAUUUCAUUUCCAUGGCCCGCCCGAGGCACCGCCCUCAGACGCGAGUACUGAAGGAACCCUACAGGCGGACUGGAAGCGAUGGAUUUUCGAAGAAUCCCAGAGGAGGUUAUACUGGGUUGUAUACUCUAUCGACUGCCAAUUCCCCUGUCUCUUAAAUUUACCUGGAACGAUCUCUAUUGGAGAAGUCAGUAAUUUGCUCUGCCCUGCAGACGACGAGUUUUGGCUAGCGACUUCUGCUCGGGAUUGGAAGAAUUUGUUAGGUCUCGCUUUGGUUCCACCAUCACGAUUAUUCUCAGCGGCCGUUUCUCCUUUCGUGUUGAAAGCUUCUGCGGGUGGAGCAGACACAUUUGGGUUCAUCGUCGAACAACUUCGCCGGACGAAUCUUGGUCGGGGACAGAACCAGGGCUUACUAGAUCUCAAUUCUUGGAGUGCAUUUUUGGUUCUUAUGACCAUUCAAACUCAACUGUUCAACUUCCAGCAAGAAUCGAUGCUAGCUAGGACAUUUAUGGAAGAUGGGGAUACGUAUGAAACGGAGGAUACAAUCUCAAAUCUAAGGAAGCUACAAAGUAUAAGGCGUGGGGAACUUGCAGAACUCCUCUUUUCAUGGUCUAAAGCGUAUCUCACUCCCCGUCGGUCAAAUCUCCACGCAUCAUCCCGCUACUUCUACGCCUCUUCCCUUGUCAUCCACCACCUGAGCAACAUCAUUCUCGAUGUCUCCCUCUCGGAUCUCCAAAACGCCCUCGGCAGAACUGGUCCUGAAGGCAUCAUUCGAGCUAUGACUAAACUCACAAACUGGGCCCAGAAGUCUCCUCGCAUUGCGGAAGAAGUAGCCUAUAAUGCCGUCCGGGCAAUCGUCUCCCUCGCUCCCAAAAAAGGCACCCACGAAGAUGACAUCCGGAAUACAGAUACAGCGCCUUAUAGUAUCGUCACGCUCUUCCUCAGCCAUGUAGUAUUGUGGGUGUUUGCGAAUGUGUGUCCUAGGGAGCAGAAAUCCGUACUUCUGGGCAUGGUCGGUGACAAUGAGGUCUUAAGGUCCAGUUCUUUCUUCGCGGUGUUGCAACGAGCGAUGGCGCUUAGCGAUGAAUACGGUGUUGCCGGUAAGAUGAACAACAAAGAUGCACCGAAUAUACUGUUUAAAUUCGGGGCGGAGAUGCUGACGAGAGUGGGGACUUGGGGCGCGUCGCUGAACAUGGCGCUUAUGAUACAUCAGCGAGCUGAGAUGUGA